Diachasmimorpha longicaudata is the source of this 6069-nucleotide messenger RNA. RefSeq lists its product as uncharacterized. Gene Ontology annotation, molecular function: zinc ion binding; DNA-binding transcription factor activity; RNA polymerase II cis-regulatory region sequence-specific DNA binding. The record is from RefSeq and is a predicted model, not a curated record. Gene Ontology annotation, biological process: regulation of transcription by RNA polymerase II. The coding region runs from base 602 to 5044 and encodes 1480 amino acids. NCBI's taxonomy places the organism in Eukaryota, Metazoa, Arthropoda, Insecta, Hymenoptera, Braconidae. Gene Ontology annotation, cellular component: nucleus. The transcript is spliced from 2 exons.
UUUUUAAAAACGCCUAAAAAAUUCCAAUCUCUAGGUCGCCAUUGCGACAAUCGCCCCAACGCGUCGUCCCACUGCAGCCAUCUUAAUGUUUCGACGCGUCUCUCCCAUCAAAAGCAUGUUGAAAGUCCAGUGGACGGCCAAACAGCCCUCAAUACUCCAAACAUCCGCGAAAAUCUCUCAGUAAAACCACUCUAGUGCUCAAUUCGCCCCGAAAGUUCUCCCCCCAACUACUCUCGUCGUCUCACUAUCGCCAUUCUUAGUGUUAUUCUCUUUAUUCAAUGGGCAAGUCAUGAAAUGUGUAGAAAGUCGUUCGCAACAUCCUGAAACCACGAAAACGUACAAGAGGCCAUUUGGAACACGCGCCAUCUGUAUAGUGAGCCACCUAAUUCCUCUAUUUCACAUCUAUGGUGUUGAUAGGUGAUCAAAGAUACUUUUUUUCAAAAUAACAGGCAUGUUUUGGGUCACACGUGAAAAUAAAAAAACACGACUGAGGCCCUGAUUCGGGGGAUUUUUGAAAAAUACUCCAUUACUCGGGAAGUGAUUUUUUUUCCAAUUGUGAUAAUAAACGAGUGAUUUGAAUUAACCCCAUUCGCCGAGGAACAUGAGUGACCAAACUGAGACUAUGAUAUUUAUUGGUGACAAGAAUAAUGAAAAUUCGAGGGAGGAGACUGAGAAAUGUGUGAUUUAUUCCAUCGAUGAUAAUGUAGAAAUUGGUGGGGCUAAGGGGAGCUUGAGGAGGAGUAAGGAGAUAUAUGGGAAUGUUUCAGCAGAUACCAAGCCACCAGUGAAAUACACCUACAAACGUUCAACCCCCUCAUCAACGUCGAUUCCACCAACUAAAGGUGACCACAGCUACAGUGACACACACGUCUCACCGGGUAAGGCUCCCCCGCAAAUAAAGACCCUGAACGACCUGAGGAAAAUAACUCCCAAGGUGAGGCUCUUCGCCCCCGAGGUAAAAUCCCUGAAUGAACUAUCAAAGCUGGCACCGACCCCGAAGGACAGACAUCAAUUGAAAAAUUACUGUCGCACCUGUGCCGGUUUGAAAAUUCCUUUAGUGGAUAUAUUCGGUGAGAAAGGCCUCCAGAUGCGCCUCAACCAGCAGAUGAAGCACCUGGAGGAGAUCGACCAGCAUGAUGGUCUCUCCACCCAAAUGUGCAUGGACUGCAUCUGCGAUCUAAAGAUGAGCUACAAGUUCUUCAUGCAGAUAAAGAAGGCGCAGGUCAAGUUAAGGUCUCUGGCGGGCACUUCCUGGAAUGAAGAUAAGUCCAGAGUUGCAACAAUUCCUGACAGUCCCAAGAAGAAGACUCCAAUUGAACCGGUAAAGCUAGUCGAGACAAUCAAAGUAGUCAGCGCACCUGUUCAGGUGCGGAAAGAUACACCUGUUCUGGCACUUAAAGAGUCGACUGUUCAGGUAAAAAAAAACUCUCCUAUUCAGGCCCUGAAGGAUUCAGCUAAUCAGACGCGAAAAGAUUCGUCUGAUCAGAAGCAAAAAAAUUCGCCCGAGCAAGUGCGGAACGAGUCGCCUGCUCAGAUCCAUAAAGAGGCACCUGGCCGGAUAUCUGAGGAUAUAACUGUUCAGUUACAUAAAGAGGCAAUUGUUCAAGAACCUAAAGAACAAGGUGUUGAGGUGUCCAUCGAUUUGCCUCGCGCGGAAUCAAUUGAUCUGCCUGUGGACACAUCGAUUGAGCUGUCUAUAGAGGUGCCUGAUGAUCCCCCAAGUUCACCGGACCCUCCUGCUCUUCCAUCCCCUGCUCCCACCUCUGAUAACGAAUCCAUCGAGGAAUUUGAUCCUGAGGACUCCGUCAUGGACAACGACUCACUAGAACCGCCCGGUGAAUCCCCCGAAGAACCUAAAGCGCCCGAGAACCCUUCAGAUUCGUCGUCAGGCCCUGCGAAACCCGAAAAGAAGUCUGAGGCAGUCUACCAGUUCGACACAGCUCUGAAUACGUAUAUAAAGGUCAAUCCCCACUCCCACCCAGCAACUGAUAUGGAGGAGCUAAAGGAUCAGCCGAAGCAAGGGGAGAAAACUAAUGAGGAAGGUGGAAAGAACUCCCCGAGGAAGGUACUAAAGAGAAAAGCCAGUUUAGGCAAGGAUUCAUUGGACUCACAGAGCAUGUCGGAGACUGAGACACCCAAAAAAUCUCUGAAGGAGCCGAAGCUUCAGAAGUUGAUGGGAAACCCCCUGAACGUGUCACCUGCAGGUGAAGAGGGUGUGAUGUACGUGACUGUGAAAGGGCCGAAGCCGAAUGAACUUCUUCUUGUUAAGGUCAAGAAGAUGGACAAAAACGGAGACAAAAAGGACGAGCACAGGCCAAUAAUCCUGAAGAAGCCCUUCGAUGGAAAGCCUCUGAAGACAGUUGAGAAACUCCUGAGAGCAAUGCCCUUUAAAGCCACAGAGUCAUCCGACCAAUCUGAGAGUUCUAAAAUCAUCGAACAGCAGAUUGAACAGUACAAGAAGAAGCGAGAGCAGAUCCUGGGGGGCAGAGCAAGUUUGCCAAAUGCCCUUAAGGUCGAGGAUGGUACUGUGAGAUUUGUGAAUCCAGUGCAGAGUCUUUCUGAGACAGAGGAGGGGAAGCAUGAGAUCGGCAAUGGCGAGGCCAAGGAGAAGAUCAAGUUCAGGACGUACAGUUCCACUGAGACAGAUGAGAAUCGUCCUGUAUCGACUAAGGAGUAUCUGGCGAAGUUUGCGAGACUGAAGCGAAGAUGGGAGGAGGCAAAGGCGAAAAAGGCCGCCCUCCAGGAGCAACUGAACGCCUCCUAUACGGAAGGAAAUCUGGAGAAGUUGACGAGAAUCCUCGGGGAAAGGGAGAAGAAUCUGCAGGACUUUCAGGAGUACCUUAGACAGAGGAAGAUCGUCAUAACAAAACUCAAGGACGAGGACAUAAUAUCGCUCUACGAGGGGAGAAGUAUGACAGAUGCCAACAAGAAGUUCUUCGAUUUUACCAACGAGGACACGUCUGCUGAAGGACUGAUGGAGGUUGAUCUCUUCGACUGCGAUUACUGUACGCAGACGUUUCUCUCUUCCGACACCCUCGAGGAUCAUUUGAAGACACACGACUACAAGAUCCACUACUUCUGUGAGGACUGCGGUGAGGAGUCCUACACGAAUAAGAGCAAAAGGUCGCACAAUGUCACUUGCAUAAAGAAACUCAUCUGCAAGUAUUGCGAUUUGAUGCUGGAGUCCAGAGGGAAGAAGAGGCAGCACGAGCAAAAACACUGCGACGCUAUUUAUGGACAGCUGUGCGACAUCUGCGGGGAGAAGUUUAAGCACCAGGGUACCCUUGACCAGCACAUCAAGACCCAGCACAUGAGCUGGGAGAAGAUCUUCGAGUGUCCAAAGUGCGACAAGAAGUUCGCUUUCAAGCAGAAAUUGAGCUUUCAUCUGAAAUCGGUGCACACGACGAUGAGGGCGUACCUGUGUGAGGAUUGCGGGGCUGAUUUCAAGAAUCCAGCGUCAUUGAGACAUCACAGAAUAAGGAAGCAUCAGCCAACAGGCAAUAAGAGGGACUGCCCUGUCUGCCACAAGAUGGUGCCUUUUUACAGUCUCUCGAAGCACAUGUAUACACACAAGGCUUACACAAUGCAAUGUCCUCACUGCGACAAAAUGUUUAAGAACACGUCGACAUUGAAGCAGCACGUGAGAAUUCACGAGGACCAGAGGCAGUACCGUUGUGACACCUGCGGGGUGGGCUUCAAUAGGAGAGACGGCUUGCGGCUCCACCUGAGGGUCCACCAGAAGACAGACAGCAGGGCGUUGAAGGAGUGCUCUUGCCAGAUAUGCUCGGAGAAAUUUCCAAAUCACUCGAUGCUGGUCAUACACAGAAACCGGGUUCACAAGGAUGGAAAACAGUACACCUGCCAGAUUUGUAACAGAUCUAUGCUGUCAACGCGAUCGCUGGAGUGGCAUAUGUCGCACAUACACAAUCAGACGACUCCUGGUGCUUCCAAGGAUGAUGGGGACAAGGUGGGGGACAAAAAACGAGUCACUUGCAAUCACUGCUUGAAGACAUUCAAGACAGAGAUGAUUCUCAGGACACAUAUCAAGAAUACGCAUAUGGAGAAAAAUCCCGUGAAGUGUCUCGAUUGCGUGGAGACAUUCACGUCUGAGGUGAGGCUCAGGCAUCACAUGAUGGUGACGCACAACCGGCUGGAGGGUACACUAACCUGUCCCCAUUGCCCGAAGCGUUUUGUCAAUCAACUAAGGCUGAAGACACAUAUGAUAUCGCACUCUGAGGACAGGCCCUUCACCUGUGAGAUUUGUGGCUUCAAUCUGAAGACGAAGAUUCAAUUGAUCAAGCAUCAUCAGAACAGACACAGCGAUGAACGACCUCUGCAGUGCAGGUACUGCCCCUGGCGAUGCAAACAGGUGUCCGCGCUUGUCUGUCACGAGAGGACUCACACCAAUGAGCGACCUUACUCCUGCAUCGUUUGUAAGCAACGGUUCAAGUACCUCGGGGAUAAGAACAAGCAUGAGAGAAGGCACGAGAGCUUGGGAGGAUCUGGAUUCAAGAGGAUUGUCAGUGGGAGGAACGUGAAGAAGGGCGAUGGCGAGCCUGAUGGCGAGGAGGACACCUCCGAGGAGCAAGAGAUCGAAUUGGAGAUGGAUCAGGAGCAGUUCGAGAUCGAGGGGGAACUUGGGGAGGAGGAGGAGUUUGAAGAGGGAGAGGAGUUCGAUACUGAGGACCAGAUUGUCAAGUUCGAGGCGCAGGAGAUCGAGGGACAGUAUGGCCAGGAGUACCAGCAGGAGUACGAGGAGACCUCCAGGGAGGAUUCUGAGGCUGCUGAGGUCAUCAUGAGCAUGGAGGAUGCCACUGUUUAUACGGAGGAGGUGACUGCCGAGAAUAUUGAGGGCGCUGAGAUGAUCACUGAUGAGAUCAUGACCAGUCAGAUACUACAGGCUGGUACUGUUGUGCAUAUACAGCAGCAGGAUGACGAUGGAAAAAUUCAGGUCAUUCCUGUUAUGUUAUCGCUGCCAGAUCUCUCCGAGGCCGGAGCUGAGGUCAAUCUUGCCACUGCGUCUAUCAUGUAUAAUAAUGGAUAGCUGGGGAAGCUGUAGCGAUAGGGGAAGUGUCGUGCUUGUGAGGGAGUGUUGGGAAGUCGUUGAUCAUUCAGUUAAGGUCGUGUGGUGAUUGAUGAUGUUUUAAGACCACAUCUGAACUUUUUGGAGCUCACAAUAAAAAUUAUCUGAUUUUCCGAAUAUUUUGAUGAUGGUGGGAAUUUUUUUCUAGAAAAUCUUUUACGGCUGGUUUUUGGAAACAAAUGUUAGUAUCGAAAAAAGGAGAUUUGGAGGUGAAUUAACAAAUAAUAAAAUUACCACCGGGGUGGCAAUUGAGUUUCCAGAUUUUUCGUAAUUGACGUGAGUCUGUUGGUCAGGAUUAUUUAGGAUUUAUAAAUUUGGGUUUUAGUUGUCUCACAAAAAAAACUUCAAAUUUAUGUUUUACGUCAAUAGUCAGUUCCAUUGCUUCUUAAAUAAAAAAAAUGAAUGUAAUUGUUUUCCGACAAAAUGGAUCCAUGGAAAUAUGAUUUAUUGUAUGGCUUUCGGGUUAUUACUAAUGCUUUUAUUGGAAAAAUGAAAUUCAACCAAAAUUCGAAAACAGCAACUAAAUAUCAGAAGCUGAUAUUGAUUUAAUCUUUGGGGUCAAAUACAUCCGGAUUGCACAUUGCUUUGUUUGGAAUGACAAAUAUUGAUUCAUGUUUAGUUGAUCAGUUGAUUGAUCUUAUUGAUCUUAUGUUUUCACAUUUUAUUUUAUUGAAUUCAUCACGAGAAAAUAUAGUCGUACCCUUUAUGACCUACAAUAUUCAAGUUAUUUGAUUUGUAAAAGGUGAGAGAUGAGGUAGAGAAUACAACUGAUUGCAAUCAAAGUACAACAAGCUUGUAUUUCAGUCAUUCUUUAGGUUCAAAUACAUAAGCACUUAUGAUAAAUAAAUAAUGAGCGAUGGGAAGAUUGUUGAAAGGGAUGUAUAUUAAAAAAAAGUAUAAUGGGGUAUUCUAUUUUUGUCAAGUAUCGUUUAAUUAUUAAUGUGUACUUUAACAUUUUACUAUGGUAAUAAAAUAUUUUAAAUAUU